GACCGCCAUUAGCGACGUGCGGAUAAGGUUAUACUUACAAACGGUUUGUCGUGGCCAUUUGUUGUGAGCCGAACAAUGCCUUCCUCGAGUUAUGUCCAGGGAGACGUCAUUGACGUAACAUGUGGGCAGCUGACUGGAAAGCUACACAAGAACAAAUUCUACUGUCCCGGAAUACAUCGAGAAUGCAUCGAGCAGCCGGACGGGAAGUUCAUCUCACCCAAGAUGUUCACGAUAAUGGGAGAGAAAGAACGACUCAAGGACUGGAAGAAUGCUGUCCGGAUUCACGGACUGCAGUUGAGGAGGUACAUUGACUCCGGCCAGCUGGACUUCUACCGACACGAGGAAUACUGCACGGGUCGGUGUGUGGCGCGCACACCCAUCUCCAGCACCCCGGGGGAGAAAGUGUCAACCGCGUCCACCACCAACCGCCGCCGUUCGCUCACCGUGUCGCCUUUCAUUCCACCGGACUUCCCCGUCGAGAAGAAGCUGGUGCGCUCGCCUGUGCCGAAGGUGGAGUUUGUCGGAAGUAUUAAUGAGCACACCUAUUGUCACCUGCCCGACGACAGUGAGAGGCUUGCACCUGAGGAACAGGUGGACGUCAAACCUGAUAUGACGGUGCUGCAGAACUUCCUCAAGCGAUCAACAGCCUCAUUCUCAAAACCUUCAUCAACAGAAGCCAGCACAAGUAAUGACAAGAACGAAGAAAACAAAGAUGUGGCUGUUGGACUUGAUGAUAAACCUCUCGCGACCGAUCAACUUAACAUUCCCAUAGAGUUCAGUUCCAUCAACACUGCAGACUCGUCAUACAAGGACGAUAAAAACUUCUGGACUGGAAUCAUCGAGUUUGGGUUUCUCGACGUGUUUCUAGUCGACAUUAAAGACCAUAUCAACAUUCUGCGUAAAAAUUUGGUAACAGGUGGCCUGCCGGAAGAUUGCUACAAGAUGAGUGUGAUUGUGAGGGUGCUCGGUUUGAUGGACAAAUUUAAGAAAAAGAUGGCAACCUACAAACUUAGUAUGGAGAAACAAGAAGCCAAACUCGAAAAGGAAAUGGAAGAACUGAAGACACAAGUUGCCAUCUUUGAACGAAGAAAGGAAGCCUUGAAGAAGAAAUCGGAAAAAUUUAAAAGCCUUUUACAAAUCAACACGGAGUAUAAAGCCGAUCCCAACUCAUCUGCCGAAGGAUCAUCAAACAAGACCAGUUCCAUUGUAAGUAGCACCGUCUCCUUGGUGCCGAGACAGGGACAGGUGCAACCAGUAGUCUUGAAAACAAACAGCGAGGUGGAAGGUCUCAAGAUCAUUCAGACGACAUCUAAUGCAUCUAAUUCACUGUUGAGGAACAAAUCGUUUGUCAAAAAAGUUCUCCUUACCAGCGUUCCGUCGGACCAGAAGAACGAUCUGAAGCAGGUAACUGUGACGAUCGCCCGCCUCAAAGAGUGUUUGGAGGGUAAUAAGAAGGUGCCCGUUGCGCAGGUAGUCGACGUGAACAGCGCGAUGGAAGGCGUGACGCCGACAGUAAUGGAGAAGAGUGUGUAUGUUCCUCCUCAAGCAGCUACUUCGGAAGAAGUAAUUGCGGACACGGAAUUGGAAACUGAUGUGGUUGAUACAACUUCGGACAAUUUAAACAAAGACGGUGUUCCAAUCUCCACAGAGGUUGUCUCGUCGUCUCCUGAAUUCACAGCAACAGCAAAUACAUCAACAGAGUCAGAAAAAUCAUCAUCAUCGUCAAUGACGACGACAUCUUUGGCUCAGUUGGUAGCAGAAAAGCUGGACGGAAGAUUUUACAUCGAUGGAAAACCGAGAAUGAAACGGAUAAAACUAAACAGCACAUUUCAAAAGACAAACACAGCCGUUAAGGAUAAACUGAGAGACCGACUGAAGACGGGUCCUCCGGUAGUCGAGGAUGGUGAGGGCGAGACAUCUAAACAGACUGGGUUUACAUGUGAUGACACGUCUGAUAAUGAUUCCAACGAUACAUCCAGCGAAGCAAAGAGAAGGAAAGCGGAGGAGUCCACCGAUGAAAACCAGAAAGAGUUGGUAGAUAAGGAGACAAGAAUACCGUUCUACGGAGUCAAGCGCAAAACCAUCACGGAAAUCAUCGUCUCCAAGGAGAUUGCUGAAAGCACUAAACAUAUUCUCCGCGGCGCUAAUGAGAUCAUUCCCGGAAAUGUCCCGAAAACUGUGAAAAGGGACAGUGAGUGUGAUAUAUCUAAACAGACUGAGUCUACGUGUGAUGGCACAUCUGACAAUGACUCCACCGAUACGUCCAGCGAAGCAAAGAGAAGAAAAACAGAGGAAUCGACCGAUGAAAACCAGAAAGAGCUUGUGGAUAAGGUUACUGGAAUACCGUACUAUGGCGUCAAACGGAAAACCGUCACAGAAAUCAUCGUCUCCAAGGAGGUUGCCGAAAAGACGAAACAUAUUCUCCGAGGCGCCAAUGAGAUCAUGUACGAAAAUAUCCCGAAAACUGUGAAAAAUGUGAUCGAUUCAGGCGUUAAGGUGGAAAAGCAAAAGGUUACGGUGAAGAAAUCUGUGGAACGGAAGGAUGAGAAGGACCACGUUUUCGAGGUGAAGUCUGAGAACGGAAAUGUCGGUUCAAAGACGGAAAUCUCCUGUCAGACGCCGCUAGAUGGCAUCAGAGAGAAAGUGAUCGACUCCUCGGUUGUAGCUAGUCGUCGGUCAUCGAGGAAAACACCACAUCUGUUCACGUGGGGCUCGAAAACAGAUAUUGUUAAAAAGGUUUUGUGAGUAGGAUCUCCUUACAUGGGGCUCAAAGAAACCGAUAAAGCUGCAAAUGUACACAGAACUAACCACAUCUGUUUACGUGGGGCUCGAAAAUAGAUAUUGUUAAAAAGGUUUUGUGAAUAGGAUCUGAUACAUGGGGCUCAAAGAGAUAAAGAAACAGAGAUACAUAGAUUUCUAUCUGUCUGAAAUAUAUUGUUAAUGUGAUCUCUUUAUACAGGGCUAAAAAAGAAGAAUGAAGAUACAUACUAUUUCUACAUUUGUCUCAAAUAUACUGUUAAAAACCUUUAUGAACCCUGUCUAUUUAAGGGAGAGUCAAAGAUAGACAUUGUUGAAAAGGUUUUAUGAACCCCAUCUGUUUACGAAAAUAGAUAUUGUUAAAAAGGCUUAUGAACCCCAUCAACCUCUUUACAUUGGUGGGAGGGAUUAGCCCAGUGGUAAAACACUGGCCUGAUGCACGGUCAGUUUGGGAUCAAUCCCCGUCAGUGAGCCCAUUAGACUGUUUCUCAUUCCAGCCAAUGCACCAUGACUGGUAUAUCAAAGGAUGU
Messenger RNA from Gigantopelta aegis, 3287 nucleotides. RefSeq lists its product as uncharacterized. The record is from RefSeq and is a predicted model, not a curated record. NCBI's taxonomy places the organism in Eukaryota, Metazoa, Mollusca, Gastropoda, Neomphalida, Peltospiridae. The coding region runs from base 76 to 2745 and encodes 889 amino acids. Gene Ontology annotation, biological process: positive regulation of transcription by RNA polymerase II. Gene Ontology annotation, molecular function: RNA polymerase II cis-regulatory region sequence-specific DNA binding; DNA-binding transcription activator activity, RNA polymerase II-specific. The transcript has 8 exons.